Messenger RNA from Apus apus (common swift), 1212 nucleotides. RefSeq names its product lipase member M-like. Gene Ontology annotation, molecular function: hydrolase activity, acting on ester bonds. The coding region runs from base 1 to 1212 and encodes 403 amino acids. Lineage: Eukaryota; Metazoa; Chordata; Aves; Apodiformes; Apodidae. The transcript is spliced from 9 exons. Gene Ontology annotation, biological process: lipid metabolic process. The record is from RefSeq and is a predicted model, not a curated record.
AUGAUGUGGCUGUUUGUAACCAUUGUUUAUUCCUUGUGCAUCAGUGAGGAGGCUCAUGCCAGCCCCGAGGUGUUCAUGGAUGUGGGUGAAAUUGUCCGCUACUAUGGGUAUCCCUAUGAGGAGCAUGAAGUGGUGACAGAGGAUGGCUAUUACCUCACCCUCCAGAGGAUUCCUCAUGGCAGAGACAACCCGGGGAGCAGCAGCACCUCCCAUCAAGCAGAGACAGAGGCCUCCAGCAUGUUCUGUCCCACUCCCAAGCCUGCAGUCCUCCUGCAGCAUGGCCUGGUGUUGGAGGGAAGCAACUGGGUCACCAACCUCCCCAACAACAGCCUGGGCUUCAUCCUUGCUGACGCUGGCUACGACGUCUGGAUCGGAAACAGCCGGGGCAACAGCUGGUCACGGAAGCACAGGGAGUUUGAGUUUCACCACCAGGAAUACUCAGCUUACAGCUUUCAUGAGAUGGCCAUGUAUGACCUGCCAGCCACUAUCAACUACAUUCUGCAGAAAACUGGACAGGAGCAGUUAUACUACAUGGCCUACUCCCAAGGCACCACCACAGGUUUCAUUGCAUUUUCCUCCAUUCCUGAGCUGGAUAGUAAAAUCAAGAUGUUUUUUGCCUUGGCUCCUAUCACUGUAAGCUCAAACAUGAAGACCCCCUUGGUAAGGUUGUUUGACCUUCCUGAGGGGCUGAUUAAGCUUGUUUUAGGACACACGGUGGUCUUCGAUGAGGAGGAGUUCUUGAAGAAAAUGAUUACUGGCCUGUGCAGCUACCCCAUCUUUAACAGCUUUUGCUCCUUGGUCAUUUACUUGCCUGGUGGGUUCACCAACAGCAUAGAUACGAGCCGCAUGGAUGUCUACCUGUCCCGCUACCCUGACACUACGUCCCUCAAAAACAUGUUACAUUGGCGCCAGCUCUAUCAAACAGGGGAAUUCAAGCACUAUGAUUAUGGCAGUGACAACCUGCUUCAUUACAAUCAGACCACACCUCCCUUCUACGAGCUAGAAAACAUGAAAACACCACUUGCUGCAUGGUAUGGUGGCAAGGACUGGAUUUCAGCCCCCGAAGAUGUGAACAUCACGCUGCAUCGCAUAACCAACGUGGCCUACAAAAAGUACAUCCCUGAGUUUGUCCACUUUGAUUUCCUCUGGAGUAGGCAAGUCUAUGAGCAAGUGUACAAAGAAAUCCUUGAACUGCUGGAGAACAAUGCCUAG